GUAUUGAAUUCGUGACGUCACAAAAGACGAGACAGUGGAAGGGUACAGAUGGAUUGGGGUGCGUUGAAAAAUGUCUGAUUUUUAAUUUAAAACACUUGUGGUAAAUAUAAUUGAGUGAAAUGUUUUGACGCGCCUAAGGACGCUCGUUAUUAGUCGGUAAUCAGCUGAACACGUGGAUGAGAAAUAGUGGCGUUCAGUUUUCAGGUGCUUAUAUACAAAAAUAGAGAAAAUAAAACAAGUGAAGGCGUGCUUUAUUAUCGAGGAAAGGAUUCAAAGAACUUGUCUGUGAUCAGUUUUGGAGUGGGAAAGGGGAGGAGGUGUUUGAAUUGAGGAAACAGCAGGCCCCGGAGGACCUGAUAAACAAAUGAAUUUUCUAAAAGAGGAAUGAUAGGAUGCAAGAGGGCAGUACCGCCGUGGCGUUAGCGAUGGUGACUCCUGGUUACGAUCAGGACCCUGCCAGCGGAGUAGCCGACUACACGGCUCACCAGGACCAGGCUCAGUUCGAGGCCGACAAACGUGCCGUUUACAAGCAUCCACUCUUCCCUCUGCUCGCACUACUCUUCGAAAGAUGCGAGCAAGCAACGCAAAGUUCCGACAACUCGACCUCCGAAAGUUUCAACAUGGAUAUACAAGCUUUCGUCCAGCAUCAAGAAAGAGACCGAAAGCCUUUUCUGAUAAAUGACCCCGAGAUUGACGGCUUGAUGAUCAAGGCCAUACAGGUGUUGAGAAUUCAUUUAUUGGAGUUAGAAAAGGUUCAGGAAUUGUGCAAAGAUUUUUGCAAUCGAUACAUUACGUGUUUAAAGGGCAAGAUGCAGAGCGAAAAUCUCCUUCGCAGCGAUUACAGUCACCAUGGCCACGACAUGGGUCCGUCCAGCGGCAGCAACGGCAGCAGUCCGUUACAGGUGCUGUCUGCCACAGGCAUUGAUGAGUCGGGAACUAACGGACUCAGAGUGAGAAGAGACGAUCCGCUGUCGGAGAAUGGCAGUGCGGGUCAAGUGGUUAUUCCUGGAGACGGUGCGUCCGAGCUGUCUUCCUCUGUUCGACCAUCCUCUGCCGUUCAGCGUCUGGACAGGGCCAGCAGUCAAGACCAGGACGACCCCCUGGCACUUUCACCAUCCGCGAUUCAUGGAAGUACUCCGCUUUCGCAAAUUGGAUCUCAUUCUUGUGUAUCAGUUAAUGAUAUGUACCUCGGACAAGAGGAAACUGAUGAAGUGAAUAUGUCGGAGAGAAUGUACUUAGAAGAAGUUGGCUACUGGGGAUUACUUCCAAAGCAAGAGCGCGAAAACGAAUUUGAAUACGUCGAUGUUGGUGUCAUUAGUGAUGCAAAGAGUUUUGAUAUUACUGUUGCAGGCUCUCCAUCUCCAGUGCCUAGCGAUGAAGAUGAUGACGGUUGCGGAACUACUACUUCGUCACAUAGUGUAAGUCACAGUAGUGCCAGAAAGGGAAGACAGAAGCGAGGAGUCUUGCCGAAACAAGCGACCAACAUCAUGCGUGCCUGGCUCUUUCAACAUUUAGUCCACCCGUACCCCACGGAGGACGAGAAGCGACAAAUUGCCAGUGAAACGAAUCUCACUUUGCUCCAAGUGAACAAUUGGUUCAUAAAUGCUCGUCGAAGAAUUCUACAACCAAUGUUGGAUGGCGCAGGCGCGGAAGCACUGUCUCGUGCCGGAAAACGAAACAAAGUCUCCAAGCACGCAAACCAGCAGCAGCAGCAGCAGCAACAGCAAUAUCCACAACAAGUAGGUUGGCAGUCUGAGGACUCAGGUAGCGAUUCGAUUUCUAGUGACGGAGAGGGAGGUGCAAACAGAAGCAAAGACGGCAACGACAGCGACGAGGAAGACCUUCACUGACCUCUGUCGAUCGCCGAAACAUCGACCUCUCUUCGGUACCUUCAAACCCAGUUGCUCACUACAGUAUUAAGGUAUUCGAGGUUAGAUUUCGCUUUAACUGUCAAAUACGUAAUUAUUCUUGCGAUAAUCAGGGAUACUUGGGUAGAAGUUAUCACGCUCUUCUGCUGUCGUUUAUCGAUCUCUACGCCCUUUAAAGGGAAUCUUGAAGAUUAUCUAAUACUUUAGAAGCCUGAUAUAGUGCCGUUAAUUAAGCAUUAAUUAAGCGUGCGAUAAAGGUUUUUAAGUCAUUUUUAAAGAAAUACAAGUGCAAACUGUACGCACGAAAGAGUAGAAAAGGCGCAGUUUGAGGCUGUCGUUAUUUUUAAAAACAAAUCCUAUCUGCAUAUUGACUGAAGCACUACUGUUGCAGAUUGUUUUCCAUUUAACAAACAAAUUUUCCUUCUUCCUGCAAUGCCGUAGGACGUUAAGCUUGGAAUAAUAUUUUUACCGUGUAAAUCAUUUCAAAUUUUACGUAACAAAAGAAAUAUAAAAUAUUUAUUUCCACUUUAUUUAAGUUAUAAAUAUUAUAAAUUUGAUUUGUGCUAAUUGAAAAUGUUACUCAUUUACAUUUUUCAUCAAAAAUAGCCCCACAUUUUUUGACUAUUUAAUUCUUAAAAAUUAGAUACUAUUUGUAAUAAAUCUAAUCCCAGUAAUUCUUCAGACUUGCUAGAGAAGUAAUUCCUAAUAGUCAUAAUUUUAAAGGAAUUUAGAUAAAUUAUAUUAUGGAAUGAACAAAGAUAGAAUGCCAAUUCAAUGGAAAAGUGCUUUUAGGAUUGAUGUUGGCGAUUACGAACGUAAUUGUUGAGCCGAAUGCCAAUCGAAAUAUUCUGUGCAAUAGUCAUUGAGGGAUUUAUAUUAAAAUGCAAAAUUGCAUUUUUGACGCCUAUUCAUGUUUUCAAAUCAAUGAGUAAAAAAAAUUUGAUAAAAAAAAUGUGAAUAGGCGAUCUAUGAUGUCCGAAUGAAUUCUGUUUAUAACCGAAACACCAUACAAUUUCACGAAUACGUAAUUAAGAAAGAAAUUAUUUUUCAAAUAGAUAGAGAGAUAAGGCGAAACUCGCUAGUUAUUAUAUAAAUGUUGUUUGUAAUCUUACAGAACGUUAAAACCAAGAUGUUUUCAUUUUAUACUGUCGCCACAAACAACUAGGAUCAAGAAUGCGCGUGUAAUUAUAAAGAAAGAUAAAACAACUACUUGUACAUACACACGUUUCUGCAUGCCAUUCACAAACUUCGUUAGUCUCAAUUUACGUCUUUUUCAAGUAUUUUCUCUUCUUUCAAUAUUUAUUUUUCUUUUUUCACAACAAUUUGAUGCUACAGAAAAUAAAAGUCAAAGAUUCUGUUUUUAAAAUCUGAUUGCUUCCAGUUUUUGAUAAAUUCAAUAUUGUGUUUACUUUUUUGAGAAAAUUUCUUUUCCUAGUGAAAUAAUUCUGUUUACCUCCAUAACAUUACGAAAACAAUGUAUACGAUAAAUAAAAAUUUUAAAUCUUCAAAGAAAGAAAAAUUGUCUCGUACGAAUAUUCGGAUUUAAAAUUUAAACUACAUUUAAGCGAUUAAAAUUUCAAUCAUGGGACACAAAAAAAAUUUUAAUACAUGAAUUCUUUGUUUUGUGCCAUUUUAAAAAGAGUGUGGUAACUUUCACGCGUAGUCUUUGUUCACGUCUGCAUCGUUGUGACGUAGUAAGAUGCUGUCCCUCCAAGAUAAUAAUAAUAAUAAUAAUGAUAAAAAGAAAAAAAAUUGCAGAUGAAGAAGUUGAUAAUGAUAAUGAUAAUAUAAUAUUACUCAAAAGUAAAAUACAUAAUGAUUAUAUUUUUAAACUCUAAGUGUCGUAUUUGCGCAUUACCGUUUUUUGGGAGUUGGUACUGCUGUACAUACAAAAUAUACCGAACGUUAAUGAGUACUGAAAUUAAACGAUUAUUAUUGAUUAUUUUUAAUCCGUAAAUUGGAAAUUGGAAACUUUUAUUAAAGAAAGUGAUGCAAUUCAAAAUUUGAUUCUACAAAGACAACGCACACAUGCCAUUUCUAGAAUAAGAAUUUCUUUUGGUAUUUCUUCUGCCCUUAGCAAUCAUUAAAAAAUUUAAUUUUUGAUCAGUUUAAUCACAUGUCCGAGUUUUUAUUAGAAUCUAAAAAUUGCUUCAAGUUUAGAAAAUUUCUACUGUUCUGAAGAAAACGAAUUGAAAUGAAUUGAAAUGAAUUGAAACGAAUUGAAACGAAUUGAUGGGAAAAUUAAAUGAGAUGAUUGAAAAGGGUUAUUUUGAAGAGUACUUGAUAGUUCCAUACGAUUGCGAGUCGGAUAGACGAAUUUUUGACAAUGAAAUGCAAAUAAGACUAAAGGAUCGUUAUACGAAUGUGUAUCACGGUUUACCUGAUACUGAACUAUUGUACUUUAACAAUUAAUACUUAAGUUAAAAAAUAGUCGUUUAAGAGGUAGUUUAAGGCUGAAACCCUGUAUACGUAUGUGCUACGGCACCUGACGUCUGUGAUCGCUCGAUUCGGUGGGCUUCACUUGUAUACCGAUUAAUUACGAAUAGAAUACAUAUUAUACCGAAAAAAAAUUAUUCUUCGUCCAUAUAAAAUCGACAUCGUAAUUUUGCAUGUUCUGAUAACUUACAAAUCAAAAUGAAAAAAUUAUUACACAAACGACACGUUAUAAUAUUACAUUGGAGAUUUGUAACGAAAUGUUCGCCUUAAGACAAUAUUGAGGUGGAUUAGAGAGGAAAUCUUCAAUUUAAUAUCAGUGUUGUUUGGGUUCAUUCUCGCAUUUGUGUACCAACUUAUUCGAAAAAAAAACUCGCACGAGUUAGGAAUGGAUCAAGGAAAAUAUUGUUGUCUGAUUAUGAGUUAAUUAUUAUCAUUGUUUUAUUAAAAGUUACCUUUGAAAAAUUCUAUUUAAAAAAUUGUGUUUAAAAAAUGUUUUUCUUUUCCUUAUUUUCUCAAACUGUGAUUAUGGCUUAGUUUUCCCCUAAAUAUUACAUAUUUUAAUUGAUGUUAAUGUUGAUGGAAAUGUUGAAUUUGUUAGCAAACGCACAUUAAUGCGAUUUAAAACAGUUCUGAUGACAGUGUAUAAAUACUGUUAAUCCAUUCCUAGGCUCAUUGAAAUUUUCAGUCAUAUAAGCUAUAUCUAUACUUCUCUCGUGUAAAUUUACGCUCUGUUAAUUAAGUUUAUUAAUAAAUGCCAUCACGCUUGCAA
Molecule: messenger RNA, 5073 nt
Organism: Leptopilina heterotoma
Lineage: Eukaryota; Metazoa; Arthropoda; Insecta; Hymenoptera; Figitidae
Product: homeobox protein Meis1-like
Exons: 7
Coding region: 393-1850 (485 amino acids)
Biological process (GO): regulation of transcription by RNA polymerase II
Molecular function (GO): RNA polymerase II cis-regulatory region sequence-specific DNA binding; DNA-binding transcription factor activity, RNA polymerase II-specific
Source: RefSeq, a predicted model, not a curated record